UUUUUUCUCUUCCUUUUCUUUUUUCCAAAUAGAAUAUAAAACUCCGUAUUUUUUAGGUAGAAACUAGAAACCACUCAAUUUAUUAUGUCCCAAUCUCUUCUUUGUCCCCGUCUUUCAAAGCCUCCUCUCACCCUUCGUUUGUGAGGUUCUUUCAUGGCGGCCCACCUUCUAUUCUCUUCCUCUUAGGCCCUUCUGUUCCUCUCAUUUUUUUCUUAGCUAUCCAUAUUCUCUCACCAUCUAAUCCCAGUUACGAGACACCCAUCACAAUCUUUUCUUUCUAGCUUCUUCUUUUUUUCUUUUUUCUUUUUAGUCUUCAUUGGUUGGCUUUUAUGGGCUUAUGAAUGCAUCAACCCCUCCCCGUUUGUUCACUGGUCAAGAGCUGUUGUAGAAAGAUGAACACUGGAGCCCUGCAGCAGUGGUCGGACGAGGUGGAGAAGUUGCUUGCUUUCUGAAUCUCCCACACUUCCUGCAUAAUCAUAAUCAUCUUUUAAGCAAAAGAACCAUCUCUCCACAUUUAUUGGUGUUUGCUUCCCCAUAUUGUGCCAUUCCUUGAAACGUCUGUUGCAUUUGUCUUGCUUCCACCAUGGCAACCAAGAUGAAAGGGAUCUACAAAAGUUUCAAAUACAUCUCCCAAAUUUUUGUUGUGAAGGAGCGUGAGAUGGAAAUUGGGUACCCAACAGACGUGAAACAUGUGGCGCACAUAGGUGUGGAUGGCCCUUCUGGCAAUGCACCUACUUGGAUGAAUGAAUACAAGACAGCAUCUGAGUUUUCGACGGCAUCGCUCGGUAGCAUCGGUGAAUUUAGAGAUUCCAGCUCUAUGGCUCUUUCCACAUGGUCCUCUCACGAUUUUGAUGAGUCCAUGAGACACCAACCAAGCUUUGACAUGUUCAAAGACGUUCCACCAACAGAUCUUCCUAAUAUUCCGAAGAAACAGAAGAGAAAAAAGACAAGGUCAUCUUCUUCUCCCAAGUCUUCCUCCUCUAGAUCGUCUCGAUCAGCAAAGACAAAGACUGCAUUCAAUUGUAUGGAUGCGACAUCAAACUCACAAUUUUAGAAAUGGUGUAAAAUUAUGAAAAUGGUUCAGGGAACUAACGAAUUGAAGGAAAACUGUUGAUGUGCAUAGCAAACGUUGUGAAAUCCCCUCUUCUUACUAAGGUUGGUUGUUCACGAGGUCUUCAAGGACAACAUGGGAGGCUGAACAAAAUCUUGUGUAGAUUUAGAAAAUCGUGUUUUCUGGGAAGAUGGAAAUGAAUUAGGUGGUGGUGGCAACAUGUGUGAAAAGUAGAAACAACGAUCAAUUGCAUGCAUAAAUUAAGGUACGAAGGGGAUGCUCUUUUUCUAGCUUUGAAUGGUCCUUGAGUUAGAAUAUGUUCUUUCUGGAUGCUAGAAUGUAAGAUUCAUUCUUUCGGAUGCUAGAAUGUACAAUUCACAAGUUGCAAAUUCAAUUUUUAGCACAUUCUUUCUUA
This is a messenger RNA of Alnus glutinosa, 1466 nucleotides long. Its product is annotated as CRIB domain-containing protein RIC10-like. Lineage: Eukaryota; Viridiplantae; Streptophyta; Magnoliopsida; Fagales; Betulaceae. The record is from RefSeq and is a predicted model, not a curated record. The transcript has 5 exons. The coding region runs from base 584 to 1054 and encodes 156 amino acids.